Molecule: messenger RNA, 1548 nt
Organism: Alternaria arborescens
Lineage: Eukaryota; Fungi; Ascomycota; Dothideomycetes; Pleosporales; Pleosporaceae
Exons: 1
Coding region: 1-1548 (515 amino acids)
Molecular function (GO): zinc ion binding
Source: RefSeq, a predicted model, not a curated record
AUGUCGUCUCCCAGUCCCAUCCCACCUCCCAACGACCGACGGUCUUCGCGCUCCUCGCGCUCUUCCAGCAAUGCCGCCUGGACAGGCUGGCCCGACGAGCACGACGACAGAAUCAUGGUCGGUGGCCCCCCAAGUAGCCCCUCGCCCCUCGCCGUCCGCGUGUCCAAUUCGCCAUCAACGGCGCGCCGUCACAGCCGAAUCGUCAAAGUACCCCCCGAGUUCGCCAACCUCGAAUACGUCUCCGCGCCCGACAGCAACCUCGUCUGCCUCAUUUGCCAUGCGCCCUUUGAUAGGCCCGUCCAGCUUUCCUGCGAGCACUACUUUUGCCGCGAGUGUCUCGAUCACGCGUGGGCCCCGCAGCCCAGCGGCCGGCGGACGUGUCCUACGUGUCGGCAUGCUGUGGAGACGGACCAUGACAUUCGUCCUGUGCCCAAGAUCAUCGAGACAAUGCUCGACGAGCUGGUGGUCAAGUGUCCCAGCACAAAAGCUGGCUGCAACUGGGUCGACCAGCGCGUCAAUGUUCACGAUCAUGUCAUGCUGUACUGCGAAUACACGCCCGUCGAGUGCUCUGCCGCAGACUGUCGCCUGCAGAUAUCCCAAAAGGAUUUCCACAAGGGCUGCUUGCAUUACACCGUCAGCUGUGACGACUGUCACGCUUCCCUGCUAAAAAAGGACCUCGAGGAGCACCAGCGAAGCCUCUGCGACAAUCGCCUGACCAUGUGCUCGCUGUGUGAAGCUCAAGUCCUCCGUCUAGACCUCAAACCCCACAUCAACAACGACUGCCCCAAACACGUCAUAUCAUGCCAAGGCACAAUCGUAGGCUGCAAGUUCACUGCGGAACGAGUCGAUGUCUUGAAUCACGAAAGCAGCUGCGCAAUGGCGACAAUGGCCCCCCACUUCCGCGAGCAACAAGCCCGUAUCGAGCGCAACGAAGCAAGACUAGAACCCCUGACGCGCAAAGUCGGGAUCCUCGAAGACGGUCUUACAAAUAUUACCAACUAUCUUUAUCCCGCCAAUGGAAACGACGCGAGUUUUCCCGUCACCGAUCCUUUGGAUCCAAACGAUGCGCAGGCUCCUACACCAGACUUCAGACUCCCGCCUGCGUCGUUCCCACCAGCAGGGAGUGAGAACAACAACACCGCACAACCUCCUUUCGACUCGCAGGUCCAUCAUCUGCUUACGCUGCAUGAUAGCCUGCGGGAAGAAGUCAGUCGCAUCGCAAAUGCGCUUACCGACCUCGACGGCCGCACCAACAUGAUGAUUAUAAACGAGAGUCAACGCUCAAAAGACGAAAUGCUGCAUGUCAACGCCGCUAUCAGCAAUAUGCGCAUGCACUUGCAGUGGGUCGUCAGUGCGACGCUGCAGCAGAGGAGUAAUGCUGCCGGCGGCGGUUCCAGGACACCGGGCAGCGGUGCCACGACUGCAGGCGCAAGCGGCGCAAGCAACGGUGCACGAGCGAAUACUGGUGCUAGGCCGGGCAUGGGUGUCGUAGGGUUGACGGGAUUUCGCAGGCUUAGUGACAGUAAUAGGCAGGAUACUAAGCUGUAG